AUGAGCAAGCGGGCAAUUAAUGGCCAAGAACACUUAGCAGAGAAGCUUACUUAUGUGCUCGGCUGUCUCAACAGAAAGAUCCUCGAUGCAAAUAUGAAAGAGACAAUUUUUCAUCACUUUGUGACUGGACUCACAUUUCUUUUGUCAUUUGAUGUUGGCAAUUCCGAAAUGUACGGGUGUAGAAACACAACUGAUUUGGUGCGAAUAGAGGUCAACCAAAACAAGAUGGAAUGCGUCCGCGACGAAAUUGAUCCUGACGCGGAGUUCGAAGGGGUGGUGAAAGCAAUAGGAUUCACUGGGUCAGGCUUCACCGAAUCACAAAGUGAUCCGGACUCAGAGAGAUUAACUUGGGAUUCACUCACUACUGGUGAAGUUUACAAUACCCACCCGAAUAACUGCGCCGGACACGAGGAAAACUGUUCAAACGGGAGUGGUGUGAACGUGAAUUCUACACAUCCCGCGGCCAACUUCAGCAAAUUCAAUGAGGCUGAUUCGUCAAUCAGUUUUACUGACAAAGCUGAGAGUGAAAGUAACUUAUACUUCCUCGAUGUGCAACUGAUCGGGAGAUCGGUAUUUUUUGAAAGCAAUAAACUACAUUUCAAUGGGAUGGCCAAACAUCCAGCCGCUAGCAAUAAAUUAUGUUAUGAUGAUGAUGAUGAUGGUGAUGAGGAUAAUGGUGAUGAUGAUGAUGAUGAGGAUAAUGAUGAUAAUGAUGAUGAUGGUGAUGAUGAUGCAGGGCGCUCAUCAAUACCAUUAGUGCUACCCUCCUAA
Messenger RNA from Opisthorchis viverrini, 771 nucleotides. RefSeq lists its product as hypothetical. The transcript is spliced from 4 exons. Lineage: Eukaryota; Metazoa; Platyhelminthes; Trematoda; Opisthorchiida; Opisthorchiidae. The coding region runs from base 1 to 771 and encodes 256 amino acids. The record is from RefSeq and is a predicted model, not a curated record.